AUGGCCAAGCCUCACGUGCUCGUCGUCACCUAUCCAGCACAGGGUCACGUUAUCCCACUCCUCGAGUUCUCCCAGUGGCUGGUGACUCACGGCCUCCGAGUCACCCUGGUCAACACCGAGUUCAUCCAGAAGAAGCUGGCCGGGUCGAACGGCGGUGUGCCGCACGGCGGGGACCUGGCCAUGGUCAGCAUUCCCGACGGGCUCGAGCCGUGGGACGACCGGAAGGACCUCCGGCGGAACACGGAGGCAUUCUACGGCCGGGUCCCGGCAGCGGAGCUUGAGUCGGUUAUUGCGAGGAUGAACGAGGAGGAAGAGGGGAGGAUCGCCUGCGUCGUGGCCGACGUGUCCAUGGCGUGGGCCCUCGACGUGGCGGCGAGGAUGGGGAUCCGGCGGGCGGUGUUCUGCACGGCGUCGGCGGCGAUGACGGCGCUGUUUUUUGACACGGCGAGGAUGGUCGCCGACGGGGUGAUAGACGGCGACGGUGAAAUUUUGAAGCACCAGCUAAUCCAGCUGUCCCCAGACAUGGCAGCCGUGCACACCACGGACUUCAUCUGGGCUUGCAUCGGCGACAAGCCCACACGCAAAGCCUUUUUCCACUCAUGGGCCGUAAGCCUCCCCUGGAUCCAAUCCGCGGACAAAAUCAUCUGCAACUCGGCCCAUGAACUCGAGCCCGGCGCCUUCUCCCUCCAUCCGGAGCUCCUCCCCAUGGGCCCCCUCCUCGCCAGCAACCGCCUGGCCGGCAAGACCGCGGGCAGCUUCCUGCCCGAGGACUCCAGCUGUCUAUCAUGGCUCGACCGCCACCCGGCCAGCUCAGUUGUCUACGUGGCCCACGGCACCUCCACCGAGCACGGCCCGGCCCAGCUCGUCGAGCUUGCACUGGGCCUCGAGCUCACGGCCCGUCCCUUCCUGUGGGUCGUCCGGGACGACAACGAGAAGAAGCUUCCGGAAGGUUUCUUGGAGAGGGUCGGGGACCGGGGGAUGAUCAUCCGGUGGGCCCCACAGCAGGAAGUUUUGCGCCACCCGUCGGUAGGGUGCUUCGUGAGCCACUGCGGGUGGAACUCGACGGUCGAGGGGGUUUCGAGUGGGGUUCCGAUCGUGUGUUGGCCGUAUUUUGCGGACCAGCGGCUCAACCGGAGCUACAUUUGCGACAAGUGGCGGGUGGGGUUGGGAGUGAGGCAAGACGAGAGUAGUGGCGUCGUGAGGAGAGAGGAGAUUAAGGAGAAAGUCGAACGGGUUUUGGGGGACGAAGGGUUUAAGGAGAGGGCGUUGGAUGUCAAGGCUAAGGUUGUCGGGAGCGUGACAUCACGUAAGAAUAUGAAUAGGUUCGUCGAGUGGAUUAAGGAUGGCACGUAA
This is a messenger RNA of Striga hermonthica, 1353 nucleotides long. NCBI's taxonomy places the organism in Eukaryota, Viridiplantae, Streptophyta, Magnoliopsida, Lamiales, Orobanchaceae. The record is from the annotation of a GenBank genome assembly.